Molecule: messenger RNA, 1494 nt
Organism: Sphaeroforma arctica JP610
Lineage: Eukaryota; Ichthyosporea; Ichthyophonida
Exons: 1
Coding region: 204-1211 (335 amino acids)
Source: RefSeq, a predicted model, not a curated record
GAAAUGAACCGCCAUUUUUCAUAUAUGGCAUGAAAAAUUGUGGGUGACCGUGGCGAGUGUAACUGUCUCACUGUGUAGUACAUAGUAUAUUUAUAUUCACCAGAGCGCGUUGGCCUCAUGUGUACAUAUAUAUAGAUGGAGUUUGUCCAUAUACAAUCACAACAAACGAUAUUUACACAUAACAAACAUACGAAUAUAGGAGAAUGGCUGCAACGCUAAACUACGCGAAUCAGCAGCCCAUGUCAAUGCCAUUGGGAAAUACACAACAAGCUUAUGGUGAUCAUAUAAAUAUGAACUACGCCAGACAAGCACCCUACAUGGCGACAUCACAUGCACAAAUGCACUCCCACCCCACCUGGAAUAUCAAUGAGCCGUAUACAGCGCACAUUCCUUAUACCCCUAUUCAUAGUAGUACGCGCGGACCCAAUAACAGAAUGCACACGUAUAACGUCUUUGGAAAGCGUGAUAUGAGUACGCGAGACGCUGCAGCUACGUCGUCGAGUCGGGCCAAACCGGCGGAUAACAGCGGAUUAGCUAAAGUGAUUAAGCGCAUACGUUUGUCCUCGCCGGAGGAACUGGACAGUGCUAAUACACCAGUUGUGUCCGAGAGGACUUUUAGUUAUAAUACCAAAAAUAUGCAGUACGGACAAUCGCAGCCUUACAAUGGUGCGACAGAUCCCAGCAAUCACUGGGGAGGAAGGGAGCACAUUAGUACUGAUCAAGGACCUGCGUAUAAUGUAGAUAAUAAUUUUGGUGCAAGUAAAGUCACGCCACUAGAUGACAGGCCGAUGCAGUCUGUGCCUGGUGUUGGCACACAGUGGCGCAAUCAGAUAGACGGGAUGCAGAAUGGACAUUCGCGGACAAUGCAAUAUGCUGAUAAUGAUUAUGAUUGCGAGAUGGUUGACGAGAAGCUUAUAAUUUGCAAGAGCAAGUCCAAACCUGAGGACAUGCAGGUUGUUUUGUAUAGCGGAAAGGACCGGGAUGUGGACAACCAUCGAGCUAACUUUAAUAGUAUACCGGCGCAUGUGUUGAGCAAUCUGUCACACAGGCCGUUGCCCGUCCCCACUGAUCUCAACUCCCUGGUGGUGUACAACGAAUCUGUAGCAAGGGGUCGUUCGAGUAGGGAAGAUAAAUCUGAUAGACCUGAUAGCCCUGAAUGCCGUGUGGAAGAAAUAGACGAUGAUGAGGAUGACGAUAUCAUGCUUAUGUGAUUUGGCGCACUUUUAAGUGCGACCAUGACGCAUCUGAAGUUCGUCAAAUACCGACGCUGGCUUUGCUAUGCAUAGCUGAUACGGUCUGAAUGUCCUGUGGGUGUGCCACAGAUGCUAUGGUGUAAAAGUAAUACACGCGAAAUCAAUUUAAUAAAUUCAGUGAUAAAUUACAAAAGAUGCAGUUCACGACCUGUGAAAAUUGGUUUUGAGUGUCGAGAUUGUAUUUUUACCAAAUAUGAAAUAUAAAGUUAUAUACUAUGGCAACGACAGACACUGGCUCGGC